Messenger RNA from Suillus paluster, 2400 nucleotides. RefSeq lists its product as uncharacterized. The transcript has 11 exons. Lineage: Eukaryota; Fungi; Basidiomycota; Agaricomycetes; Boletales; Suillaceae. The record is from RefSeq and is a predicted model, not a curated record. The coding region runs from base 1 to 2400 and encodes 799 amino acids.
AUGGCCCCAAGAUCUUCAAGACUGCACAAUCGGACUGGACUAUCCAGCCAAAAGGUCCGGCAGCUGGGUUCAACACACGAUCAGAAUGGUUGUCAGUUGGCAACUAACACUCUUGCAGGUCCUAAAGCCCUCUUGCAAUGUGCUGCUCAUGCACAGGCUCGCAAGAUUGAAUGUCUGGAAGUCCAACGCCGUGUAGACGCAUUUGAUGCCCAGCUUCCGGCAAUUACGGAAGCUUACCUUGAAUGGAGUUUGCAGCGCGCUGAGAAGGUAACUCUCACCCUCAACGCCACCGACUCCUUUAUUGCUUCUGCCCUCGUUCAUCAGGGUGUAAUCCCUUGUUCUCCGAUCUCUCCAUCUGUUGCUGUGACAGUGGAUGCCCUUGAGUUCUACCGAAUCGCACAUCUAUGUGACCCACAUUUCUUGAUACAAGCAUUUGUCAAGACUCUGUGUGAUUUGCACACAGUUGAAUAUUGUCGCUACCUCUCACGUCAACUGACCAUAGCGUUUGAUCUAUAUCUACAGGUCCGCUCAAGUGUUGAUGCACUCGUGGCUGAAGUCCUUAAUUGCAACACGCCCAAUUGGCGCCUCAAGCAUGCAUGUCCAUCAUGCACUUAUACAUUGGUGGACGAAGAACAACUCACAUUCAAGCUCCUGUACGCCAUGGAUGGCAAUGACUCGUUGAAGCGCAUUCUUCGGCGAACACUUGGUGUAGAUGACGAGGACACUCAGUCAUCUGAACUCCCCACAAUGCAACAAGUCCGAGGUGACCGAUAUCUCCCUCGCAACUAUGUCAACAGUUGGGGAAAUGGUCGUCAAGAAGAGGCAAACACUACUAUAGGCACCGAUGACACAACUAAACAGAUGUGGGGAGUGUAUGAUGAAACAGGUAUAUUUAUUGCCGUCUGCCACCAUGGCUUUAGUCUGGUGAUGGCUGAUAUGGUACAGAGCGGGGAAUUGGCAAAAUAUCCACUUGCUGUGGUUUCGAAGCUUCUCGACACAUUUGGUAGCGACCUCGGUGGUGGAUACGACAUGGGAUGUCAAUUCAAGACAACACUCGACAACAGUUCAUUGGGUACCUGUGCACGAUCCCUCAACUACACAUCGCUGGUCAGUGCUUUUCACGGGCACACUCACAAACAGCUUUGUCAGUUCAACCACCUCGCAACGUAUGUUUCUGGUCUAGGGCUUGAAGACUUGGAGACAUGCAAACGUACCUUUUCGAAGUCAAAUGCAUUAGCGUCGACAAUGCGCUAUGCCAGCAUCUUCCACCGUCAGCAAGGUAUUACAAAUUAUUUCGAACACAAUGAUGACUAUGAGAUGUACGCGAAUUUAUCGAAUUUUCUGUACCAUAACUACAAGCAAGCCCUCAAUAUCAUUUGCGACAGCCAAAUAACGCUAUUGAAGCUCAUGCAAGAUAUCAACGUUACCGAGGAAUCUACUUUCGAUGAGUGGCUGAAAGAGGAGAAAGUUUACCUCCAGGGUCUUUGCACCGAGCCCGAGCUCGAGACGUUGCAGAUGGAGUAUUGGCAGAAGUUGGUCAAUCUGAGCGCCAGCAAGAAUGAACUGGAUACUGCCAGCUCACUGUGGGCUAUGUCCACACCUUCAAAUGCCCAUAGCUUGGCAUCCGACGAGAGCGCGACAAGAUGGCUUGAGACGACCAGAAGGCAUGCCCUGGAGAACUUUGAGAAGGACUUGGGAGUCCGCUCGCUUGACCAGUUGGAAGGCCUCAUUGUGGCACGGAUUUUCGAGCUCACCAAAAUGAAUAGGUCUGGCACGGGUGACUAUAAGAUGCGCAAACACAUCGCCAAGGCAUUGCAAACUCAUUCUACAGCAAUCAGGAAUGCUCUCGACCGCUAUAACGCUGCAGCGCGUGCAUUGUCCCCUCCACGCUGGAUGUUAAAAUGGGAGGAGGUGGUGGAGUAUGCAUUUCUUGCAGACUUCGACCUCCUUCGCGACUCAUGUUCCGACAUCUCACAACGGCAAUGGGCAACGCCAGCAGCUCACCAAGCCACUGACUUAUAUUUCAAACGCUGUCGUGCAAAAGAAGAGAUCACCCGACUCAAUGUUGAGGUGCGCCACCUUGCCUCAUAUAUACAUGAUGAGGAUCGCUACCUUCGCGAGUGUCAGCAACAAGCGGAGGCCUUUAGUCCAGCUCUCGCACAUCAGAUCAGUUUGUGGAGGCAAGCCCGAGGCAGGUUCAACUUUCAUCACAUCAAACGCUUGCAAGACAUCACCAGACUUCCUGGGUUCUCUGGCACCAUUGUCCCUGGAGAGUGUGUCCUUAGAGACACCGGAGAGAAGUCUGCGGAUGAUCUUGACGAUGACGAAGAGGAACUAAUGAAUAUGGAGGAGGCUGCCGAAGCCCUACAGAACGUUCUGCAUAUUGCCAUGGACUCAUGA